Messenger RNA from Drosophila busckii, 2217 nucleotides. It is a transcript of the gene kat-60L1, whose product is annotated as katanin p60 ATPase-containing subunit A1. Bases 69 to 2078 code for a protein of 669 amino acids. Gene Ontology annotation, cellular component: microtubule cytoskeleton. Lineage: Eukaryota; Metazoa; Arthropoda; Insecta; Diptera; Drosophilidae. Gene Ontology annotation, biological process: microtubule severing. The record is from RefSeq and is a predicted model, not a curated record. The transcript is spliced from 5 exons. Gene Ontology annotation, molecular function: microtubule severing ATPase activity; ATP hydrolysis activity; microtubule binding.
AAAACAUUUUGUAGUGUUUAUUAAAUUACAAGUGUUAUUAUUGUUGCUCUUUUCCACGCUGAACAACAAUGUUUAAUGCAAAUGCACAAAAUUGGCUUAGCAUGGGCGACACGCUGACAGCGUCAGCGCUAACAUCACGGCCGAAUAUUGUCAGCAACGUUGGCCAGGCGCUUAACAAUAACAAUGCGAACGCUCAAUCGCAUCAAUUUAUGCGUCAACGGUCACUAACCAGCUCCAAUCAGACGCUGGAACGCAAUGGUCUAACAUUGAGACCACAAUCGCCGCCAAAUGUGCAAGUGGAAUAUGAAGUUGCUAUGCCAUUUAUGCCUGCCUACAGACAUACGCCAUAUCACUCAUUAUGGGAUCUGCAUCAGUGCUCAUCCACACCACCCACGAGCUUGUCGCAUAUGGCGCGCAUGAUGGACUCAUUAAUAUUGGACACGCUGUCACCGUUUGCCUUCACCAAAAUCACCGCCACUAGUCGACCCACGCGCAAUAGCAACAAUGCCGUCAAGAAGACGCCGCCGGACAGUGGAAGUGUGACAUCCAGUCACACGCAAGCACAUCGGCCGAUAAAUAAUCUGGGCGCCAAUGCACCCAAUGGCUUGGGAAUUGGCAGCGCAAUGCCGCUGCGCAGCAAGCAGCGUUUGCCCACACAAGCUUCCAAUGCAGAGGUGGCGCCACAGCCGCGGUCUAAUCAGCCAGCGAUGCCGUUUCCCUCACAGCAGCCGCAGGACAUACGCUGGGUAUCAUCGUUGCGUCGACGCGAUCCUGAGCUACAGCCUACGCUGCCCUCGAUCAACAGCAAUCUGCAUAAUAAUAUGCAACAGAGUCAUCAUGGCAGUGCCGGCAAUGUGGGCGUGGCUGCCAGUAACAAUAAUGCCGGAGUUGGCUUGCGUCUAGCACGCCCCACCAGAGCUUCAGCCUUGACGGCAGCUGUGCGUAAAAGUCGCUCUGUGGAGCGUCUGAGAGCGCGCAAGCUGAGCACAAAUACGCAGCUGACGCUUAAGCAUAAGCCGGUUAAGAAGAAUUCACUGGAUGACAAUUCCAAUUCUGAUGAUCAGGAUGCCACCACAUCAAUUGAAGAUAACUCGCUGGCUCAGUCAACCAUUCACCAUACGCCGCGUUACUCGCCCAAGACCAAGGCUAAGCACUUCUCACCGUUGGGCUACGAAGGCCACUUGGUGGACACGCUGGAGAAAGAUAUACUCCAGCGACAUCCGUGCAUCAAAUGGACAGAUGUGGCGGGCCUUAAUGAGGCCAAAACUAUACUGCAGGAAGCUGUAGUGCUGCCCAUUAUAAUGCCAGAGUUCUUCAAGGGCAUACGUCGUCCUUGGCGUGGUGUCUUAAUGGUGGGCCCACCGGGCACAGGCAAAACCAUGCUAGCCAAGGCAGUGGCCACCGAAUGCGGCACUACAUUCUUCAAUGUCUCCUCAUCCACACUCACAUCCAAGUAUCGUGGCGAAAGCGAAAAGCUCGUGCGUUUGCUUUUUGAAAUGGCGCGAUUCUAUGCCCCCAGCACCAUUUUUAUAGACGAAAUCGAUGCAUUGUGUGCCUCGCGUGGCAGCGACUCGGAGCAUGAGGCUAGUCGUCGAUUUAAAGCGGAGCUAUUAAUACAAAUGGAUGGACUUAAUGCAAGCAUGCAGGAGGAGAAGGUUAUUAUGGUGCUGGCGGCGACAAAUCAUCCUUGGGACAUUGAUGAGGCCUUCCGACGACGCUUCGAGAAGCGCAUUUACAUACCGCUGCCGAAUGAGGACACACGUUCUGCGCUGCUCAAGCUUUGCCUCAAGGAAGUGUGCCUGGCGCCUGAGCUAAACACCAGCAAGCUGGGUGAGGAGCUGCAGGGUUAUUCCGGCUCGGACAUAAGCAAUGUAUGCCGUGAUGCCUCAAUGAUGGCCAUGCGUCGCCUUAUCUCAGGUCGCACGCCGCAGCAGAUAAAGCAAAUCAGACGCGAGGAUGUGGAUCAGCCUAUAACGCUGCAGGAUUUUCUCGACGCGCAGCAGCGCACCAAGAAAUCUGUGUCGGCCGACGAUGUGGCACGUUUCGAGAAAUGGAUGGAAGAGUAUGGCUCCUGCUAGUUGUAUGGUUUGUGUGCUGCUGCUGCUGCGGCAUCACCAGAUUUAUAAGCUCUCCCAUUUCCAAUAUUUACAACCAUAUGUACUUCCAAUAUGCGCAUAUUUAUCCCCUUUUUUUUGUUUUAUAAUAAUUUAUAAAUGU